Fopius arisanus is the source of this 2307-nucleotide messenger RNA. RefSeq names its product heparan sulfate 6-O-sulfotransferase (gene Hs6st). The record is from RefSeq and is a predicted model, not a curated record. Gene Ontology annotation, cellular component: membrane. Lineage: Eukaryota; Metazoa; Arthropoda; Insecta; Hymenoptera; Braconidae. The coding region runs from base 211 to 1542 and encodes 443 amino acids. Gene Ontology annotation, molecular function: heparan sulfate 6-sulfotransferase activity. The transcript is spliced from 4 exons.
AUGGCGGCGAAUACGAGUAGAGCGUUGUUUUGGUGCGGUAACUAAGCCAAGUAGUGAUUUAUCCUGCAAGUGAAAAAGGUCAUAACGACUGUUGCAUCUCCAAUAGGUUUCGAGACAACUCAAAAUCAGAAAAUAAGUCUCAAUAAUCCACUCAUCGAGGGACACACAGGAGAACAUUGAGUUUGAAUUGGCGUCAAAAGAUGGGGAGAAAUGGUGAGAUCGACGAGUAUUGGUGACCUAAGGGUCCUUUUGGCCGAUGAUUUAUGUGACAAUACGAUAAACAUGGAAACCCGUGGCCGUAGCAAACGGUUACGCGGUGUUGUGGGAAUUUGCGUACUUCUGGCACUCACUGGUAUCAUUUAUUUUGGAUAUUUUUGUCCCGAUCAUGUAUGUGCAUUGACCAAUCGUGAUGUCAAAGAAUCAACGAGAAUUGCUGAGGGUCUCGUCCAGGGAAACACCAUCCUGACGACACUUGGUACUCUUGACAAUGAGAAAAAUUCUAUUGUUAAUGUACAUCCGCUGUUUAAACUACAAAGUGUACAAGGCAGUCUCGGGUACGAGGAUAUAUUCAAUAAUGACACUUUUCAGUUUGAUGUCAAUGCUAAUGAUGUUAUGGUAUUUCUUCAUAUACAAAAAACUGGAGGAACACUAUUUGGGAAACACCUAGUACGUGACUUGGAUCUGCAGCGUCCAUGCUCAUGUCAGCGUCGUAAAAAACGUUGCUACUGUUUUCGUCCCAAUAGAGAUGAACAUUGGUUAUUUUCACGUUACUCAACCGGUUGGAAAUGCGGAUUACACGCUGAUUGGACAGAAUUGACAAAUUGCGUUGAUAGUGAAUUGAAUAAAAUCGAGAGUGAUACAAUAAAACGACGUUAUUUUUACAUAACGAUAAUACGUGAUCCUGUGGCACGCUAUUUAUCAGAAUUUCGACAUGUACAGAGAGGGGCUACAUGGAAAGGUGCUAGACACUGGUGUGGUGGGGCGCUAGGGAAUAUUCUCUCGUGCUAUAAUGGUCCUAAUUGGCAGGGGGUGACUCUGGAGGAGUUCAUGGCGUGUCCGACAAAUUUAGCCAGCAAUAGGCAGACGAGGAUGCUAGCUGAUUUAUCAUUAAUUGGAUGCUACAAUUCAUCAUUAUCAAAUGCAGAGCGCGAUUAUAUAAUGCUGGAGAGUGCUAAACGCAAUCUGCAGUUCAUGCCCUUUUUUAUGCUGACUGAAUACCAAAAAGUGGGUCAAUACUCGUUCGAAGAAACAUUUGGUAUGCGUUUUGCGGUUGCAUUUGAACAGCACAAUGCAACCCAAAGUGCUGCUACAAUGGCAACGCUCACGUCUCGACAAUUGGACGAGGUAAAAAAGUUGAAUAAACUCGAUUUACAAUUGUACGAAUUUGCUAAGGAUUUAGCGAUGCAAAGAUUUCGUCGACUGCGGGAUAAAGAUCCUUCAUUCGUGCAGCGUUUUCAGCAUCUCGGUGAGUUACCAUCACGACAAAGUGCCACUGAAUUCAACUGGGAUUCGGUUAUCGAAGAUACGACUGAUAAUGAUUGAUAAAUCAUUUUUAACUAUUGUUUUUAUUUGUUUUAUUUUUUGAAUGAGGAGAGAGUGAAUGGUUUGCAACUCAGGGAAUUUUCCCACGCAGCUCAGAUUUUUUUUCAUCGUUCAUUCAUUUUAUUGAAUACCAAAGAGAUUUUUUUUCGGUAAUAAUGGGUGAUAUCAGUCAAUAAUAUUUGUAGUAAUCGACUGGAGAAGAAUGAUUUUCAAUUAUCAAUCAGUUACUGAUAUUACUCGAGCAAAACUCAUUGGAAGUAGACGUGAAAUCUGUAGAGAAGUGAUAGCAAUCGCUUUAUUUCUAUCACUUCGCUACUAAAACUGAUUAUGAACAUUAAUUAUCAAUAUUUGAUCUUCCUUAUACGCAUACUUUGUUACAUAUCUUUGAUUUUAAUCAAUUCAUCAAUGUCCGGUGAUUCAUUUUAAUAAGGAUAAUUAUUAUAAGUUAUUAUAAGAAUGUCGAGCUUGUUGAGGGCAGGUCCAAUGUCGAGUUUAAAGCACAAAAUGUAGAGAAGGAAAAGAAAUAAUUGAAAUUUUAUGAAAAUUGAAUGAUGUUGUCCAACGAACACAACAACACAACAUAUUUGAACUAGCGACAUAUCGUUUUUUUCUACUGCAUUGAAAUUGAAAUUAAUAUGAGCUAUACACAUUUUUAUAUAUCUCAUAUCAUUUUGAAUUAAGAUUUUUUGCGUUUAGUGUUAAAUUAAAAUAAAAAUUUAUCGAUAACUGCCAAGGGUAUUAGCAGAAAUUAAAUGAUGGUAACGA